AUUAAUCAGCGAUCUACGUUUUUGAUAAAACAAAUAUUGCCAUUAACAGAACCUUUUAUGGUUACUAUAUGAAAAAAAAAGUUUUUUUCCUCAUAAGUAAUUACCUGUUUUUAUACAGUCUAUUGUAAUUACUCAUGGCAGGAGAAUAACGUUGUCAUUCUAUGCUGACAAUUAUUUUUAGUCUGUGUUCGGAUAAGGAAAUUUAUUUUCUCUUAAAAUUUGUAUUUGUUAUUCAUAAAUGAAAGUGAAAUUAAUUAGGAGGCAAUCACGUGUUUGUAUCGUUGUAGUAGGGGGAGAGAUAUCCAGAGUACGUACUACAUCCGUGAUUAGAUGAACAUGGCGCAGGGCAAAUAGGCCAUCGGUGGACUUUAAACAAGAGGAAAUUUUGGGAUAACUUCGACAUCGUAGCAUGCACGUGUGAAAUGAUCUCAAUCUCGAUAUACUGGACCACUUGUUCUGCUUCAUUGAUGACUACGAGGCGACAGAUUGAGUGCAACACAUCCAAUUGCAUUCAUAAACAUUUCUAUAGGACUUCAAACCCUUGAGCAUUCAGUGUUUGGAUAUUUAAACAAAGAAUCAUUGUUUUAUUGUGGAUGGCAUCCUUGCACGACCAAAUGGCUGCAACUGGAAAAGUCAAACGGAGUAAAGAUCUGCCCCAAGGCGUUGAGAGGUUAAAAGAGGAGCACAAAAAGGUGGUGAAAGAUUGCAGAAGUCAAAUUGAGCACUGGUGGGUGUCCUCGUGCAAUUUAACAUGUCUAGUUUCAGACAUGCAUUACGUUAUUAUCAAUGUAUCAUGUCAGUGUUUCUCAGGCUGGGACUAUUCAUUGAUGCAUGAAAAAAGUGGAAAAUGACUAUGAAUCUCUUCAAGACCGCCUCAGGACUUUGCCUGACAAGUUGUCUUAUGAUAUUAUGGUACCAUUUGGACCCUUGGCUUUCAUGCCGGGAAAGCUAGUUCACACUAAUGAGUUAACGGUGCUCCUCGGGGAUAACUGGUUUGCAAAGUGUUCUGCCAAACAAGCUAAUGCUCUUGUGGAACACAGAAAGAAACAUGUCAAAAAUACACUAGAUGACUUACAGAAAGUGAUGAAGAACUUUCAGAACAGAGCCGACUUUACAGAUGAUCUUGAAAAAUUGACUGGUGAUACUGGAGAUUUUGCAGACAUUAGAGAAGUUAUAAAUGAGGAAGUAGUCACCAAAGGAAAACAUCGUCUGGCCCACAAACCCAACUCUAAACCUAAACAGGAGUAUUUGUUGGAGCUGGAGGAGGACAAGGAGAAGAAAGAAAGUGAUGAAGAGAGAGCGACAGGGUUGCUGUCAGAGGAGGAGCUGUGGGUUCGACUUGAUGAACUAGACCGUCAGGAGGAGCUUCAAGAUGAGAGAUACCGAUUGGACAGCACAGACACUACUUCCUCCUCAGAGGAAGAGAAGGAGGCAGACGGAGGCAGUGAUGUCCAGGUUAAUGGCCAUCAGAAGGAAAAUGGCUGGGUUCCAUCAUCUAUCACAGGUCAGAUGAACGGCACUAAUGGCUCGCACCCUGAGGAUGAGGAGGAGGAAGAUUGUGAUGAGGAAGCAGGCAAUGGUCUUCCAACUAUCUACUUUUCUCAUACUGCAGAAUUCAAAAAGGUCAGGAUAAAUACAGGCAAGAACACCACUCUAAAAUUCAGUGAAAGAAAUGAACAAAAGGCGCAAACCAAGAGAAAAAAGCAAAGUGGCAAAAGCAACGGCCAUUCUCCUCAUGAAAGUUACAAGAUCAAAAGCCCAGCGGACAUUUAUAGGGUGUUUGUGGACUUGGUAAAUGGAGAGCCAAAACCACGCAAGUCCAUUUUGAAGUCCCGCAGCCGCGAGAACAGCGUGUGCAGUGACACCAGCGAGAGCAGCACAGCUGACUUUGAAGAGCGCCGUGCUGCUUUUGGACGCUCGUGGAGCCAUGAUGACGCCACACACAGUGAUACCAGCGAUGGCAUCACAGAGGAGGAAAGCCCCACUGGAACGAGCCCCCGCACUAAUGGACGCUUUGAGGCUUUUACAGGCACAGUGAUUGAAAAGGAUCCCCUGCCUUGCUCCAUCCCACACCUGACCAUCGCUCCUCCUGCCCUACCCACAAUCCCUGAGAGAAAGCUGGAGGAGGUGGGCCCCGAAGCUCCUCAGGAGCCACCUAAGAGGAUGUCCAAGUUUAAAGCUACACGGUUGCAUCAGAAAUGAGAGAUCAUCUUAUCAGCACACAGCUUCUGAAUUCGGUUUUGUACAACAGUAACACUUAUAGAAUAACUUUCUCAAUGGCUGUCUUAUCCCUCUGUCCUCCAUGCUAUACUGUCAUCUAUUUUUUUUUUCUUUUGUGACAUGCCGUGCACCCUGGAAAUGUUAUUUGCUCUAUAAGAGUAAUUCAUGGAGAUGAUCAAUGAUUUCCCUGAUGUUUGCUGCUUUUUUUUAAUGCCAGAUUUAUUUAAAGAGAUAUUUCACCAGAAAAUGAGAACUGUCAUCAUUAACUUUCCUCUUUUCUUCUGUGCAACACAAAGAAGUUAUUUUGAAGGAAGUCGUUGUUCCACAGAAGAAAGUCAUACAGGUUUGGAUUGUCAUGAGGUUAAUUAAAUGAUGACAGAAUUUUCUUUUUUGUGUGAGCUACCCCUUUAAGUUAUGAAAUAGUUGCACGUGUUUAGUUUAGGUAAAUAAUAGUUCAAAUCUAUUGGAAUAAAAUAAAAUGUUUUCAGAACAAACAAAACGGUAGUGCUAGUAACAUUAAGACUACUGUCAUUGUUGUCACGUGGUCUAUGAUGUGAUUUAUUUUGGAAAAUGCUUCUUCACAGUUUAUUCUCAUUUUGUUAAUUCAUGACUUAUGUGCAACUUUGACCUAUGGUGGCCAUGAAAUAGCUGCCAGUUCUGUCAGCUUAAAAAAAAAAAAAUCUGUCCCUUCUUAA
Messenger RNA from Carassius carassius (crucian carp), 2915 nucleotides. RefSeq names its product unconventional prefoldin RPB5 interactor 1-like. Lineage: Eukaryota; Metazoa; Chordata; Actinopteri; Cypriniformes; Cyprinidae. Gene Ontology annotation, biological process: negative regulation of phosphatase activity; negative regulation of transcription by RNA polymerase II. The record is from RefSeq and is a predicted model, not a curated record. Bases 832 to 2202 code for a protein of 456 amino acids. The transcript is spliced from 11 exons. Gene Ontology annotation, molecular function: transcription corepressor activity; chromatin binding; phosphatase inhibitor activity.